Rhea pennata is the source of this 701-nucleotide messenger RNA. RefSeq names its product interferon-like. Lineage: Eukaryota; Metazoa; Chordata; Aves; Rheiformes; Rheidae. The transcript has a single exon. The record is from RefSeq and is a predicted model, not a curated record. The coding region runs from base 123 to 701 and encodes 192 amino acids. Gene Ontology annotation, cellular component: extracellular region. Gene Ontology annotation, biological process: defense response. Gene Ontology annotation, molecular function: cytokine receptor binding.
GGGAAACGCGCCGCACCAAAUAAAGCCGGACGCGACGCGCAGCCUCAAGCACACCACUCGACACCACCACCACGGCUGACAAGCCUGCUGCAUCGCACCUCCGGACAACUCUACACACCACCAUGGCAGCGCCCGCAGCACGACACCCCUGCCUGUGGCACGGCGCCACGCUGCUCCUGCUCCUCCUGCCCGCUCUCGGCACUGCCCUUCGCUGCGCCAACCUUCGCACCCAGCAGACCACCUUCAACUGGGACAGCCUCCAGCUCCUCCUCGCCAUGGCUCCUCGCCUGACACACACCUGCGCCCAACAGGACCCAACUUUCCCCUUCCCCAACACCCUCCUCACAAUCCAGGACCCACAACAAGCCACCGCCGCCAUCCUACACAUCCUCAACCACCUCUUCACCACUCUCAGCAGCGAAAACACCCCCGCCCACUGGGACGCGCAAGCGCACCAACAGCUCCUCAACCACGUUGAGCAUCAAAUCCAACACCUCCAGCAAUGCCUCCCGGGCGCCGGCAGGGAUUCCAAAACCCGAGUGCCUCUCACCCACCAGCUCAGCAUCGCCACAUACUUCCGGCACAUCCAGAACUUCCUGCGCACGCACAACCACAGCCCCUGCGCCUGGGACAGCGUCCGCAUCGAAGCUCACACCUGCUUCCAGCGCAUCCACAACCUCACCCGCAUCAUGGCGGAUUAG